Messenger RNA from Penicillium alfredii, 2607 nucleotides. Its product is annotated as MIF4G domain-containing protein. Gene Ontology annotation, molecular function: protein binding; RNA binding. Bases 1 to 2607 code for a protein of 868 amino acids. Gene Ontology annotation, biological process: ribosomal small subunit biogenesis. Lineage: Eukaryota; Fungi; Ascomycota; Eurotiomycetes; Eurotiales; Aspergillaceae. Gene Ontology annotation, cellular component: nucleolus. The record is from RefSeq and is a predicted model, not a curated record. The transcript has 2 exons.
AUGCCUCGUCCUAUGCAUAAUACGACCUCUCUGCCCAGGGAUCUUCGAAGUGAACUUGGGAUAAGAGAUACCUACGGCGACAAGAAACGGCAACGGAACGGACCUUCGACCCGCAAAGAGCGGCGGCAGGCUGAGCGGGCAGGGAAGAAAUCGCACAAACCAGCUGGACCGAAUCGGAAGAACGGCAGCCGAUAUGAGAAGGCCGUUGAGGGGGACAGCGAUGACGAUCUUGGUUUAGACUCCGACGAAGCCAUUUCCAUUGACGAUGCACCUGCGCCGAAGAAGUCCAAGGCUGCCAAGGAGCCGGCCCCGAAGCCGAAGUCGAUUCUGAAGAAACCCCAGAAGCUGCAGGAGUCUGAAUCAGAUGAGGAAGAGGACGAAAUUGAAGAUGAAUCCGAAAAUGAGAAAUCGAAUAGGUCCCAUGUUUCGGAGAAUGUCAAGUCGAAGCUAGCGCAAGAUGAUGCCGACAUCGCUGCACUGGAGAAGAAACUGGGUAUGAAAAAAGGAAACAAGCUUCCAAAGGCCUUUGCGGAUGACGGCUUGGAUGAUUUACUGGGUGACUUGGGUGACGCCUCGGACGAUGACAAUCGGAAACGCAAGAGAGAGGCCGAUGACUGGUUACUUAGCAAGCGACGCAAGGCUCAGGCAUUGCAGAAAGCAUCAAACAAUGAUGAUGGUGAAGAAGACGACGACGACGAAACGGACAGCGCAGAGGGUAUUGGAGACUUCGACGAAGAAGUAUUUGGGAGCGACGACGAUGGCGAAGUGAGCGCCGAGGGAAGUGACUUUGAUGGUUUCGAUGAGGACGAUGACAAUGAGGACGAGGAGGAGGAAGAGGAGAAGCAACCAAAGAAAAAGGAAAACCCUUAUGUUGCGCCAGUGUCCAAGCCCGCGAAUACUCAGCCCCAGAAGUACAUUCCGCCGUCAUUACGAGCGCAUUCCGAUCCGGAGACAGAGUCUUUAACGCGGCUGAGACGCCAGGCUCAAGGACAUUUGAACAAGCUGUCCGAGGCCAACUUAGUAUCAAUCCUCGCCGAGUUUGAAAAGCUCUACCGCGACUAUCCGCGCCAGAAUGUCACAUCCACCUUGAUCAACCUCCUGAUGGGUUUGAUCUGCGAGAGGUCUGUUUUGCAGGACACUUUCAUCAUUCUCCAUGCAGGAUUCAUUGCAGCCCUGUACAAGGUUCUGGGCAUGGACUUUGGCGCAGACAUUGUGCAGAAAGUCGUCGAAACUUUGGAUGCCGACGGCGAUGAGCGUGGGACGUUUGAGGGCAAAGAGUCGACCAAUUUGGUCUCUCUGCUCUCGCAGCUUUAUAAUUUCCAUGUCAUUGGCUGCCCCUUGAUGUUUGACUAUAUCCGCCUGUUCCUGCAGGAGAUCACAGAGACCAACACUGAGCUCCUGCUCAAAGUCAUUCGGAAUUCUGGCCCACAGCUCCGGCAAGAUGACCCGUCUGCAUUGAAAGAUAUUGUCUUGCUCAUUCAACCUGCCGUGGCAAAGGCGGGCGAGGCGAGUCUUUCCGUUCGGACCAAAUUUAUGAUCGACACCAUCACCGAUCUCAAGAACAACCGCGUCAAAUCCGCCGUCGGUGCCAGCGUAACCUCCGAGCACAUCACCAAGAUGCGCAAGAUCUUAGGAUCUUUGAACAACUCGCGAGCCAUCCGUGCCUCCGAGCCGAUCAGCAUCUCCCGCUCAGAUAUUCACAACUCCUCCAAGAAGGGAAAAUGGUGGCUGGUCGGUGCAAGCUGGAAAGAGGAUCCUCUCGUUUCCGCAAAACAAGAACUGUCCGGCGUUCCAACGACCAGUGUUGAUGCCCAAGAGGAUGACAGCGACCCAGAGCCCAACCUUCGGGAUCUCGCCAAGGCCCACCGCAUGAACACGGAUGUCCGUCGAUCGAUUUUCGUGGCUAUCAUGUCCGCGAGUGACUUCCAGGACGCGCACGUUCGACUCCUCAAGCUCCGACUCAAGCGCGCACAGGAAUUCGAGAUUCCUCGCGUACUACUCCACUGCACCAUGGAAGAAGAAUUCCACAACCCCUAUUACACACUCAUUGCGCGACGGCUAUGUGGAGAGAUGGGGCGGCGCAUCAAGAUGUCGUUCAUGUUCGCUCUCUGGAACAUUUUCAAGAAAAUGGGCGAGCGGGGCGACCUGGACGAGGAUGACGACGACGGCCUUGACCCAGAUGACGAAGAAAAUGGAGUCGCUUUGAAGUCCGUAGUCAAUCUGGCCAAGAUGUAUGGCAUGCUGAUUGCGGACGGCACCCUGACACUGGGCAUCCUGAAGAACCUCAAUUUUGCAUAUUUGCAACCAAAGACCAAGACCUUCACCGAGCUAUUGAUCAUCACCAUUAUCCAGCAGUCUCAAAAAUCUAAAAAGGCUCUCAAGAAGAAGUCCAAAAGAUCCGCUUCGGAUGACUCUAUGAAGGAUGAGGAGUCUCUGAUGGAAAUCUUUUUGCGCGUCAAGGACACGCCACACAUCGCUAAAGGACUCAUCUUCUUUGUGCGCAAGGUCGUUGCCAAGACUGAUAUUGUGUCCUCGGAGAAGGAACAGAAGUUGGUGCGAUGGGGAUGCAAUGUGGCCGUGGAUGCUCUGAAAGUGGUUUCGACUUGA